AUGCCGGCGCCAUCAUGGCUGGGCGCUCCGCCCGGCCUCACUGGGCCUGGCCCCGACUCCGCAGCCGCGAAUGCGAGUCGGGCCGGGGGGACGAGUUCUAUCGCCACCCUCAUCGUGGAGAACGUGCCGCUCUGCCUCGGUAUCUGGCCCAGCGUGCUGCUCGUGCUGACGACCGUGAUCGGAGGUCUCUCGAGGCUCUGGGGGCGCUCAACGCGCUGGCAGGCGCACGGGCUGGGGGGCGUCUCGAGCCUCGAGCGCCCGGAGUCGGUCAUCAAGCGAGUCCGACGUCGUGUUCGCGGCUUCGGCGACCGACCGAAAGACAUGGACUGUGCUGGAGCCCUGCAGGAGCUCCUCAAGUGCAAGGAUCUGUAUUCGAACAUGGGCGAGGCUUCUACUCGCCGCGACUAUGAUGCUGACACGCUCAAUGUGUUACGACGUGCGCCACAUGACCGGCCUCGUCAGCUUCGAGACGUCGCCCCUCGGCACGUCACCGAGGCGCUGGACCACUUCAACUCGGACGUCGUUCGGCCCACGCCGAGCAUCCCCGAGGACGAGGUCAUCGUGGAGCCCUACUGGGAUCCUCUCCUCAACCCGCGCGACCCUCGGAACCGACCGCGCCUCGUCGACUUCCUUCGACGACUUGCUGCACGGGGCUUGGUGGAUGGCCGGGCGCGUCGGAAGGCGUGCGUCAGUACCUUCUUCGUGGCCAAGAAGAACGGCGACAUCCGCAUGGUCGUGGACGCUCGUCAGCCCAACCAGCUGCACAAGCUCCCCCCUCGGACUGUGCUGGCAUCCGGUGAGGCGCUGGGCUCGAUCAACUUGCUCGACGCCGUCGGUGCGAGCCCCGAGGACUUGGCGGAUUUCGAUGGCUGCUACGAGUCGCUCUGCGCAGGCUCCGUGGACCUCAUGGACGGGUUCUACCAGUUCGCCGACCCCUCGUGGGGAAGCUGGAUGUGCUUCGACGUGGAGGUCACCGCCGACGAGCUCGGGCUCGACUCGAUCUACGACGAGAAGCUCGGACGGCGCGUGGCUGUGUCAGGCGACGACGUCAUCUGGCCCUGCUUCGCGGCGUUGCCCAUGGGCUGGAGCUGGGCGCUCUGGAUCUGCCACGAGGUUCUCGUCGACGCGAUGGACGAGGCGGGCCUCCCAGGCGACGGCUGGUGCCUUGACAAAGCCCGUGCGCCGACUCUCGUCGGACAGGCUGUCGUCAGGGCGCCGUACGUCGACAACGGGAAUCUUGUCGCGCUCAGCGCGCCGGCGCUCAAUGACCGGCUGGACAAGCUCACUGCUGAACUGGAUCGUCGUGGGCUUCGCUGGCACGAGCUCGAGCGCGCACAGCCCGGCCUUGUCAUUCUGGGGCUGGUGCUCGACGGGCGCGAGGGCCGACUCAGGCAUACUGCCAAGCGUGCCUGGAGGCUCUACCUGGCUCUGCACCACGUGCUUCGGACGCCAUGGCUCGCCCGCUGGCAGCUACGGCGGAUCGUCGGUCACCUGGUCCACUACUUUUCCGUCGUGCGCCCCGGGCUCAGCGUGCUGGGGUCCUGCUACACGUUCAUCGGAGACGGCGACCUGUCCCCUGUCGUGCGCUUGCCUGGAGAUGUUCUCGGUGAGCUCGCAGUGGCUGCAGGCCUCGUCUUCCUCGGCGAGGUGGACCUGUGCCGCGUGCCGUCCGACGUCGCCUUCACGACCGACAGCUCGCUGCGAGGCUAUGCCGUCUGCGAAGCCCGACUGGAGCCGCGGGAGGUACUGGCGGCCACCAGAUGGCGCGAGCGCCAGCGGUUCGUCGCCAUCGAGCCCGAGGUCGCGCCCGACGACGAGCAUUACGAAGGGCGGGCCGCCGGCUUUUGCGACAUCUCCGGGCCACUGCCCGUCGAGGUGCCGCCCCGGCUGCGGCACGCCGUGGCGAAGAGGCGCCGGGUCGAGCUGGAGAUCGGAGUCCCGCCCGAGCCGCUGGCGGCCGCUCUGCUGGACGCUGGCCGCUGGGUGGAGCGCCGCCGUGGCGCGUGGCGCCGACCGGGACGCAUCCACGCCCUCGAGGCGCGCGCCGCCGUCGCACCGCUAUGGAGAGCGGCAGGCGACGUCAACUUCCACGGGAAGGAGAUCCUCAGCCUGUGCGACAACAUGUCGUCGGUCCUCGCCUUUGAGAAGGGCAGGGCCACCAAUUUUGAGCUCCUGGCGCAGUGCCGCCGGGCUGCGGCUGUCUGCCUCGGGUGCGAGAUCCGCUGGCGCCCGAGGCACGUGCCAGGCAUACACAACGUCGCGGACCACGGGAGCCGGGCGGCCGACCGUGGGGAGCUCCUCGCGGGACGCUACCGCGGACGGGGCGCCCUGUCGUCGCCCACCAGCGGCUGCCGCCGUUCUCCCGUGGUCCCGCCUGCCGCGGGCAGGGCCGAGGCCCCGCCGACCGCGGUCAUCGAGUUUCAGAUCGGACGAGAGCAGGCCGAGUCGCUGGGCAUGUUCGAUGCCUCCCUGCUGCACUCGAGCCUCCUGGAGUUCCUCUACGGGGCCCACGUGGACAUCUUGGAACACGCGAAGGUCCUCAACCGGACCCUCCUGAGCGCCCUCGGCCUCCUGAAGUUCUUCAACAGGGCCCACCUGUACACCUUGGGCCACACGAAGAGUCUCAACGGGCACCGGCUGAGCGCCCUCGGCCUCCUGAAGUUCCUCGACGGGGUCCCCUUCGUAAAGUGGGUGCCCGUUGGGGGCACCCGCGAUCCAUUGCCGGCAGACCGCGCGCUCGUGGCGUUCACAGUCCGUGCCUUACGGCUCUGCCGGACCCUCGGGAUCUUCGUCACCUUCGAGAACCCGCCUGCGAGCCGAGUCUGGAAGUGGCCCGCGUUGCAGCGCGAGCUGCAGCGCCUUGCCUGGCCGAAGGUGCUGUUUGACUCGUGCAGGUUUGGCGCGCCCUUCAAGAAGCCAGGCGCGCAGGCCGAGGCCAACGUGACCGUGUCCCCCGUCCAGUGGCCGUGGCCGCCCGGCGCCGCCGAGCGCAGGCUGCCGCGCGCGGAGACGUCGCUGCCAGUCAGCGGCAAACCAACCCGGGGGGAGUACCUCCGCCUGGCCCCGCUGCAGCCAUCCACAGUCGACAGCUACACUUCCGCCGUGAUCGGGCUGACCGACUACGCCAAUCGCCGGAGCCUGCUGCUGACCACGCCCGAGCUCACAAACGAGACGCUCGUCUUGUGCUUCGAAGACUCGUUCUUUGGAGAACAGCAGGACGAGGGCGGCUUAGAGGCAGAUGACGACAUCCUGGGGCGCACGGGGGGGCCGGCGCACCACCGCUUCGGGCCUGGAGCCGCGCGGCGCCUUUACUGGCGGGAGGACUUCGCCGCGGCACCGUGGCCGAGCGCCAAGCUGCAGCGCAUAGCCGAUUCCCCGGUGGUCUGGAGGCCCGAGUGGCGCGUGGGUCCAGAGGACCUUUUGACGAGGGCCCUGCGGAGCGCGCCGCUGCGGGGGGCGUCCUGUCCUGGGCGGUGCAGCCGAAAGAUUUCGCCCUCGGCGAGGGCUUCGAGCUGA
Prorocentrum cordatum is the source of this 3516-nucleotide messenger RNA. NCBI's taxonomy places the organism in Eukaryota, Dinophyceae, Prorocentrales, Prorocentraceae. The record is from the annotation of a GenBank genome assembly.